AUGAUUUUUACUACAAGAAUACUUUAUUUAUCUUUUUUGAUAUUAUUUUUUAUUGAAUAUUCAUACACUAUAACAGUAGAAGAUGUAUACAAACGUAUAUUAGAACGUGAACGUAAUGUUCAAAAUACAUUUACAGCUCAAUUUGUUAAACCAAUUGGAUCUGUAGGAGGAGAAUUAAUAUGGCCAAGAACAUAUUCAAAACCAUCACAAUUAUUUUUUGAUGAAAAUGGUGCAACAUAUAAUAUACCAAAUAAAAGACCAACAUUAAGACAACUGUUCCAAAGAACACCAUUUGGUUAUAAAUAUAAUGAUAUAGAUGAAGACACAGAUAAUAUGGAUUAA
Strongyloides ratti is the source of this 342-nucleotide messenger RNA. RefSeq lists its product as hypothetical. NCBI's taxonomy places the organism in Eukaryota, Metazoa, Nematoda, Chromadorea, Rhabditida, Strongyloididae. The transcript has a single exon. The coding region runs from base 1 to 342 and encodes 113 amino acids. The record is from RefSeq and is a predicted model, not a curated record.